Solanum stenotomum is the source of this 575-nucleotide messenger RNA. Its product is annotated as 60S acidic ribosomal protein P1-like. The transcript is spliced from 4 exons. Bases 144 to 479 code for a protein of 111 amino acids. Gene Ontology annotation, cellular component: ribosome; cytosolic large ribosomal subunit. Gene Ontology annotation, molecular function: ribonucleoprotein complex binding; protein kinase activator activity; structural constituent of ribosome. The record is from RefSeq and is a predicted model, not a curated record. Gene Ontology annotation, biological process: cytoplasmic translation; translational elongation. Lineage: Eukaryota; Viridiplantae; Streptophyta; Magnoliopsida; Solanales; Solanaceae.
AACGCUGUGUUUCUCCACUUUAUAAACCUCUCAUCAUCUCAAAUCUCAAAACCCUAGCAGCAAGAACUCAGUAACAGCAGCCCGAAGAAGCAUACCGCCAUUUUCUUGUCCUUUAAGGAACAGGUAGUUCGUUUGAGUAGAAAAUGUCGAUCGGAGAAAUUGCUAGUACCUACGCUUGUUUGAUCCUUCACGACGAUGACAUCGCCAUCACAGCAGAGAAGAUUUCUGCUCUUGUAAAAGCAGCAAAUCUCACAGUCGAGCCUUACUGGCCUCUCUUGUUCGCCAAGCUUGCCGAGAAGAAAAACAUCUCAGAUCUCAUCAUGAACGUUGGUGCCGGCGGUGGUGGUGUCGCUGCCGUUGCUGCCCCCGUCGGUGGUGCCGCUGGUGGUGGUGCAGCAGCUGCCCCUGCUGCUGAAGAGAAGAAGGAGGAACCGAAGGAAGAAAGUGAUGACGAUAUGGGAUUCAGUUUGUUCGAUUAGAAAGCUACCGUUAGUAUGAUCUGUUCUUUUGUUUCCAAAAAAAUAUUGGUUAAAGUUUUAGUUUUGAUGUUUGAGAUAUUUGGAAAGUUUAAGAGU